Messenger RNA from Stereum hirsutum FP-91666 SS1, 1628 nucleotides. Its product is annotated as alpha/beta-hydrolase. The transcript has 14 exons. Gene Ontology annotation, molecular function: peptidase activity. The record is from RefSeq and is a predicted model, not a curated record. NCBI's taxonomy places the organism in Eukaryota, Fungi, Basidiomycota, Agaricomycetes, Russulales, Stereaceae. Gene Ontology annotation, biological process: proteolysis. The coding region runs from base 110 to 1489 and encodes 459 amino acids.
GUCAAGACAUAUCAUCUGGCCGUGCUAUGCACGCGGUCGCCCGCAAUAUACUUAUCGUCGACCCAAUCUGACCAUUCGAGCGUUUGCUGCUUCAUUCUCAACCACCACCAUGACCCAGAUGGCUGCCCCUACUCUUCCUGACGACUCCGCGCUCGAGACUUACCGCAUCAAAGAUGAUAUCAAGGUUAUCGAACGGUUCUUCACUCUCCCUUUGAAUUAUGCCGACCCCGAAGGCGAGAAGAUUCAAGUCUUUGCACGCAACCUCAUCCCGGUCAAUAAAGCAAAGACUAAAGCGGAGGAAGACAAGCUUCCCUACAUGGUCUAUCUGCAAGGUGGUCCCGGAAGCGAAGUCGAGCUCAUGGGGAGUUCUAGCUAUUCGGGAGAGCUUCAUGACAGAGGUUAUCAGACCCUUUGGCUAGACCAGCGUGGCACAGGGCUCAGCACGACCGUCUCCGCCGAACUCCUCCAAUCCAAAUCCGACAAGGAAAAGGCAACAUACCUCAAACAUUUUCGUGCAGACAACAUCGUACGAGACUGCGAAGCCAUCCGCAAGAUCCUCCUGGGCCACAAAGAGAAUGUCGAAGACCAGAAGUGGUCCAUCAUAGGACAGAGCUUCGGCGGCUUUUGUGCUCUGAACUACCUGUCUUUCUUUCCUCAAGGAUUGAAGGAAGUAUUUCUCACGGGCGGGCUCGCACCACUCGUCGACCAUCCGGACCCAGUGUACGAGGCCACUGUCAAGCGGGUAAUCAAGAGAAAUCAGGUGUACUAUGAGAAAUAUCCACAAGAUAUCAAACGGGUUCGAGACAUCCUAUCGUAUUUGGAGAACAACGAGGUGUUGCUACCCAACGGUGGACAUCUCACACCCAGACGAUGGCAGCAACUAGGUCUCGAUUUCGGGAUGCGAGGUGGUAUAGACCGUAUACACCAGCUUGUCUUCCGCGCAUCCAACGAUCUCUCUAUAUUCGGCAGACUGUCGUACAAAACAUUACAAAACGUCCAACAGAAGCAAAGCCUCGACGGCAACCCGAUUUUCGCGAUCUUGCACGAGCCUAUAUACUGUCAAGGACAUGCCCCACGAUGGGCCGCUGCCCGCGUCGUCGCCCAGGAUGCACGCUUCUCAUGGUCGCAUGUGAAGACAUUGGCCGAGACAGAACCGAUAUUUUACUACGGAGAAAUGAUAUUUCCCGACAUGUUCGACGACUACAGCAACCUGCGACCAUUGAAAGGCGCAGCGAUGUUGCUCGCCGAAGAUGAUUCCUGGGGACCGCUCUACGAUCUCGAGCAGCUCGCGAAGAACGAGGUCAAGGUCAACGCCGCCACGUACAUGGAGGACAUGUACGUCGACUUCAAUCUCGCCCAGGAUACGGCCUCGAAGGUCAAGAACACGGAGCAAUUCAUCACGAACCAGAUCUUCCACGAUGGACUCAGACUGGACACGAAGGAGGUGAUCUCGAAAUUGUUUGACCUGAAUAAGAGGGUGAAGGAUUAGGUGGGUAACUUGAUGUAGCAGCGGUUUAGGCUGUGCGCCAUGCCAGAAGGUGACCGUCAUGAUGUACGUUGGGACUUUUCAGGCUUUUGGACUUCCAGGAAUAUAGCUGCACUCGGUCGAAAUGGGUACAUGGAGGCCC